This is a messenger RNA of Hepatospora eriocheir, 219 nucleotides long. NCBI's taxonomy places the organism in Eukaryota, Fungi, Microsporidia, Hepatosporidae. The record is from the annotation of a GenBank genome assembly.
AUGAUUGUUCAAAUAAAUAAAAGUUUAUUUAGAUAUAAACAGGAAUAUCAUCUAGAUAAACAACCAGUAAGAAAGAUUUGGGUAUUUGAACUAGUUGAUUGUUUAUUUUCUCCAGCAAAAAUCUCAUUACAUAUUGUUUCUAACAAUACUGCUAAGAUUUCACUACCAAUAAUAAAAAGAAUUUGUGUCUCAGAAAUAGUAAUCCACAAUGAUCAAUAG